UUGCUUUAGACACUUGAUAACAAUAUAUCAUUACCAUGAUGCAACAACUGGAUGCAUCCAAGUCACUCACUCUCCUUCCCCUUCCUCCUCUCCCCUGCAGCUGCUUAUCCAGAUGAGGUGGGGGCUGGAGUCCCCGUGACUAGCGAGGAAUUGGCCUCUCUGCUAUACAAGCCCCAGGAAGGAGAAUGGGGCUCCCAUUCCCGAGAUGAAGAAUGCGUGCGAGUUCUCCGAGGCAUCGAUCAGCUUCUUUCUCUAGAGAUUUCUAAUCCCUUUGCAGUUCCAGUCGACCUAUCGGCCUAUCCUCUGUAUUGCACUGUGGUUGCUUAUCCAACUGAUCUCACCACAAUAAGGAGAAGACUUGAAAACAGAUUUUACAGGAGAAUAUCAGCAUUAAUGUGGGAGGUACGAUACAUUGAACAUAACGCAAGGACUUUCAAUGAGCCCGAAAGCCCUAUUGUCAAAGCAGCCAAAAUCGUCACCGAUGUUUUACUGCACUACAUUGGGGAUCAGAGUUGUACAGAUAUUCUGGAGAUCUACAACAAAGUGAAAGCAGAAGACUUGAGUAGCACAGAGGAAGAAGAGCAGGUGGCAGAAGUGUCUCCUGAUUCAGAGGGCCCAGGAACCUCCUCUGGAAAACGAGUAGUCAAACGGCAAAUGAAAAGGCAACCCUCGAAAGGAUGUGUUGAUUCCUGGAAAAACCACUGCAAGCAAUUGUUAAGUCUGAUCUAUGAGCGGGAAGACUCUGAGCCAUUCCGACAACCCGUUGAUCUCUUUUCUUACCCUGUAAGUUUUGCUUUUUUUUCUGAGUUUGGGAGGGCGGGUAAAACAACUGCCUGAGAAGGUGCAAUUUUGUCUCUGAGGCUCUUUUCACCCAGAGUUCGGCCUUUCCAGCCACUAACACAGGGUGGAAAAAGCAUCUGGCACAUUUCUGGGCUCAAAAGUACAUUUUGGAGUAAGAAUGUUCCAUGAGAUUCAGGGGAAGUAAGUUUUAAUAUCCUUCCUUUGACAUCCGGGAUGAAAAAUGUGGGGCAGAGUCUCUCCUUAGUCAGACCAGCUAAAUCAAUUGAUAUUGGGUUAAUAAGCAUAUCCUUCAGAUCGCUUUGUUAGAUUUUGAAGCUUUCACAGGUGUUUUGUUGGGCAUUCUACUGGAAAAAUACGAUAAAAAGACUCACCUGUUUUCCCCAAAAUAAGACCUCCCCAGAUAAAAAACC
This is a messenger RNA of Thamnophis sirtalis, 1211 nucleotides long. The record is from RefSeq and is a predicted model, not a curated record. Lineage: Eukaryota; Metazoa; Chordata; Lepidosauria; Squamata; Natricidae.